Molecule: messenger RNA, 2332 nt
Organism: Candoia aspera
Lineage: Eukaryota; Metazoa; Chordata; Lepidosauria; Squamata; Candoiidae
Gene: PRSS56
Product: serine protease 56
Exons: 16
Coding region: 1-2307 (768 amino acids)
Biological process (GO): proteolysis
Molecular function (GO): serine-type endopeptidase activity
Source: RefSeq, a predicted model, not a curated record
AUGCACGAGGACAGUGUCUCCGAUGUGGGAAAGAGCCGCAGAUUGCCCAAAACUCAAGUCCGGAGAUCGAGCGACGAAAGUCCCAGCCAAGUCACCCCCGGCAUCGCGAUGAUUAACCGUGGCCAAGGGGGCUGCCGACGUCGAAGAAGACAUGUAUUUCUUCGCAGAGCCUCAGGGUGGCUCUCAGUCUCCCUGCCCAGCUGCCAAGCAGUAUUGCAAGCCUGGGCAAUUGUAGAGAUUCUGGCCAGGAACUGGGCCCUUAGCAAAGUAGGUGCUCCUUACCAGCUCCUGUGCUUGAGCCAGGACCUGGAGCCCAGCAACCGCAUUUGCCUUGAUGGCCAGCCACUGCCUGCUCCGAGGCUUGAAAAUGAUCUGAACUCUUUGGAUGCAGUGGCCGAUCAGCCUGUUCCAGAAUCGUGUGGGCACCGUGGGGCACCUGCCCCUAAUGUGACUCUGGCGAAGGGGAAGAUUGUGGGCGGCAGCCGGGCCGGGCCUGGUGCGUGGCCGUGGCUGGCGUCGGUGCUGCUUAACAGAGAGCUGAUGUGCAGUGGGGUACUGGUGGGGAGCACCUGGAUCCUCACAGCUGCCCACUGCUUCACCGGAAGCCGAAACGAGCUGGCCUGGUCUGUGGUCCUGGGCGACUACGAUCUAACCAAGGGGGACGAAGGUGAACAGGUGGUGCCCGUCAGCCGCAUCCUGCCACACCCCAAGUUCAACCCGAAGACCUUCCACGGGGAUGUGGCUUUGCUAGAGUUGAGUGCUCCCGUGCGCCCCUCAGCCUGGGUGACCCCCGUGUGCCUCCCAGAGCAGGCCAUGGAGCUGAGCCAGGAGAUCCUCUGCUAUAUCGUUGGCUGGGGCUCGCUCUAUGAAGAUGGGCCGCCUGCUGAGGUGGUCAUGGAGGCUCAGGUGCCCAUAUUGGCCCAAGAUCUCUGCCGUGGUGCUCUAGGGAGCCAGCUUAUCAGCAGUGCCAUGUUCUGCGCUGGGUACCUCUCGGGAGGCAUCGACUCCUGUCAGGGGGACUCCGGGGGGCCCCUGACCUGCUGGGACCCUCUGCUGGAGCGCUACGUCCUGCAGGGAAUCACCUCCUGGGGCGCCGGCUGCGGGGAGCGCGGGAAACCGGGGGUGUACACCCGCAUCUCCGCCUUUGCGGACUGGAUCCGCCAGCAGAUGGCGCGGCCGCCCUCCAGCCGGGAGCCCAGCUGUUCGGAGUGGCGGGCGGCGGCCGCCGCGGGGCCGGGAGAGAAGCGGCUGGCGGAGCUCCGUCGCCUGUGCGCCUUCUACGCGCAGCCCUGUUCCCGGUCGCCCAGCCCAGCAGCGUGUGCCCGGGCCGCGCAGGAGAAGUGCCAGGGGAAGAGGCGGCAGUGCGAGCUUCGUUCCUACCUCCAGAUCCUGCUGGAGUUCCUGCGCCAGGCGGAGGAGUUUUUCCGCACUCGGAUUGACUUCUCCUUCUUCACACACUCCAUCCCCCAGUUUGUGAAGCAAGUUUACGGGUAUCUCUUCCCCCGUCAAGGGCACCUGGACUCCCAAGACCAGGGUACAAAUACCGAAGCUGGAAUUGCAAGAGGAAGAGGAAGUCACUUGCCCCAAUUCAGGAAAAUGCAGAAGCGAGAGGCCCAGACUUUUCUCAAAAGGCUCCGUCCACCCCUUCUCCCCUCCUUUGCCUCAUUGUUCCAAGGCGUAGGGUCCAACCUGGCUGACUGGAUGCAGGAGCUGAGCACCCCAGCUGAGCAUUUUGGAACUGCACCGGCUGGACAGGAGACCCGGCAUUUCCUACAGCUGACAGAAGAGGAGGUGGAUGAAUUGCGAAUCCAAGGACGGAUGUUCCUUCAGCAGCUGCAGAAAGAACUGCACCUGGAUGUUUUUCCAGAUGUGGAACCCGAGAGAGAUGCCACUACAAUACAAAUGCUUGCAUUGAAUGAUUCCCUGGUGAGCAGAACCCCUCCUCAGCGGGAGAAACGCAGCUUGGGGACCGAUCUCACGGAGGAAAAGGAGAAUCAACUGCGGAGUGCCCUUGCCACAGGCUCCAGUUGCCAAGGUGUGAACGAAUCUGCCCAGCGUGUCCAUUCUGUGCAGGAGACGUACCGUUGGAUUCUGCAAGUGCCUGAGCAGGAUCUCACCAUGAAUUUCCAGGAGAUCCUGGUGGACUUGGGCUCCAAGAACAACAAAGGCCUCUACCGGGCUCACAUCCAAGUCACUGUUGGACAGAGGACUACCACUUUCACUGGUCUGGUGGGCCUGGAGCAGGACUCGCUCUAUCGUAGCAUGCCUGAAAUCAUUGCUCUUGCCUUGGGGACCCUGAAGACCUAACGUGCCACUGCCAGGAAGGCCAAAC